This is a messenger RNA of Solanum verrucosum, 1131 nucleotides long. Its product is annotated as autophagy-related protein 18a-like. Lineage: Eukaryota; Viridiplantae; Streptophyta; Magnoliopsida; Solanales; Solanaceae. The record is from RefSeq and is a predicted model, not a curated record. The transcript is spliced from 3 exons. Bases 19 to 1131 code for a protein of 370 amino acids. Gene Ontology annotation, molecular function: phosphatidylinositol-3,5-bisphosphate binding; protein binding; phosphatidylinositol-3-phosphate binding. Gene Ontology annotation, biological process: nucleophagy; protein lipidation; autophagy of mitochondrion. Gene Ontology annotation, cellular component: cytosol; extrinsic component of membrane; phagophore assembly site membrane.
AAUACUAGUUCGUCACCAAUGCUUCAACCUUGCUUAGAGCAACUAGAUGAACAACACAAACAACAGCUUCAGACACAAGAAGCUGCUGUUGUACAGAUAGAUAAUGAUCCUAAGCAGAGUCCCCUUAAUCCAUGUCCUACCCAUGGCUUCAUCAAUAAAUCAAUUUCAACUCUAUACCGCGUUUCCUUCAAUCAAAAUGGUAGUUGUUUCGCCAUUGGCACUGAUUGCGGCAUUAGUGUCUAUAGUUGUGACCCUUACUGUGAGAUGUUUCGACGAUACUUUGAUAAUGGAGGUGGUAUUGGAAUUGUUGAGAUGCUCUUCAGAAGCAAUAUAUUAGUCUUUGUGGGAAAUGGAGAUAAUCCACAGUAUCAUCGAAACAAGGUCAUAAUUUGGGAUGACCAUCAGAACCGUUGCAUCGGAGAGCUCCGUUUCAGGUCGGCUGUGCGCGGUGUGCGGCUUCGACGGGACUGCAUUGUAGUUAUACUUGAGCAGAAGAUAUUUAUAUAUAAUUUUGCUGAUCUGAAGCUCGUCCACCAGAUUGAGACAAUUUCAAACCCAAAAGGACUCUGUGAAAUUUCACAAACGGCUGUAUCACCUGUGCUGGUGUGCCCUGGGUUGCAAAAUGGUCAAGUUCGGGUUGAUCAUUUCACAUCAAAAAGGACUAAGUUUAUCUUUGCACAUGAUUCUAGGAUUGCAUCUUUUGCUCUUAGUCAUGAGGGGAAUGUGCUGGCAACAGCAAGUAUCAAGGGUACUCUUAUCCGGAUUUUCAGCACGCAGGAUGGUACAUUGUUACAGGAGGUAAGGAGAGGUGCUGAUAGAGCAGAAAUUCACAGUGUUUCAUUCGAUCCAACUGCUCAGUGGCUAGCAGUCUCUAGUGACAAAGGCACAGUUCAUGUUUUUAGGCUUAAGGUCAAUCUAGGGAAUCAGGAUAAGACAAGAACUACUCCUAAUUUCCGUGGUACUUUGGCUGCAGCGAGUUCACCACUAUCCUUCAUCAAAGGAGUACUUCCAAAGUAUUUUAGCUCAGAAUGGUCUGUGGCUCAAUUCAGAUUUCCCGGAGAUUCCGAGUUCAUUGUUACUUUUGGUCAUGAAAAGAAUACAUUGUUAAUUCUUGGCUUGGAUGGAAGGUAG